AUGUAAUAAUAACUUCUAAAUCCAAUACAAAAUAUCAACGAAAAAUACAUGAUUACGUAAAUAUUCAUAUUACUCAAUCAGUGAUAAUGGGAAUGAACCUUUACCAAAUAGUGGUAGAAAAUCCUCUUAAUAUGAAGAAAAAGCAACAGAAUAACGAAAAAGAGAUGAUCAAAAAUUAGAAUUGUCUCAUUAUAGAGAUUUAUGCGAAUAAUUAAAUAAAGAGAAUUUACUACUCAAAUCAUUCUAAAUAGAAAAUAAUGAGUUGAAACAAAAAUAAUUACUUAUGAAUGUCGAGUUAUCUGCUGCUUAAUAAGAACUCUUAAGAAUUAGACACUAGUUUGGAUCACAAUAAUCAACUGAUAAAUAAAUAUUAAAAAUUCAAUAAGGUAUUUUAUUACAGUCAUUUUAUAGAUAAUCUAAAUUUGUAAUAAUAAAUUAAUGACUUAAACAAAUAAAAACAGAAUUUAGAAGCAGAAAUUAAAUUAUUUAAAGAAAAUCGUUUAACAUAAUCUAUUGAAAUAUCAGAUAUGAAUGUUUCAUUAUAUUAAAGAAAAAUAAAAGAAAUGGAAGAAGAUAUUUAAAUAUUGAUAGAUGAUUAUAAUAGCAGUUAAGAAAAAUUGGAAAAAGCUUUAUAUGAUUAAAAAUAAUAAUUUAAAAUUGAUAUUGAUUAAUUAAGAAGUUAAAAUUAAUUAUUGACUGCUGAAAUCUCAGGAUGGCAAUAAAGGUAUAACAAUUUAGAAAUAAUGAAGAAUGAAUUAGCCAAUAAAUUAAUUAUUCUAGAAAAAGAAAAUUAAUAAUUAAUCUACAAAAGUAGAUUUGAAGAAUCAUAGGCUAAUUUAGAUAUUAUUUCUUCAUUAAAAGAUUAAAUUCAAUAAUAAACUAAAUAAAUUAACAAUUUCAAAUCUGAAUUUUAAAUGAAAUAAUAAAAUGAAUCUUAAUUAAUAUAUGAAUAACAAAAUUUAAGAUAAAAGAUAGAGUAGUUAAAAAGUUAAAAUUUAAAUACAAAAAAAGUAGAAAAUUAACAGUAUAAAAAUGAAAUUUCUAAGUUGAAGUAAUAAAUCGAAUAAUUGUAAUUGGAAGUCUAAGAAAAUGAAUACUAAAAUAAUAAAAAAUCAAAUUUAAAAGAAGAAUAAUUAAAAUAAUAGAUAAGUUCUUAUUUAGAAGAAAUUGAAACAUUAAAAAGUGAACUUUUAUUAUAGUAAGAGUAAAAUGAUCAAAACUUAAAAGAUUAAGAAAAUCGCUUUUAAACUGAACUUAAAAGUGUAAAUGAAAAAUAUAUAACAUUAUAAAAUGAAAUUAAUAGUAAAACAUAAUCAUAUGAAGAGAGCAGAAUUAAAUUUUAAACUUAAUUAGAAGUAAAUAAUUAUGAAACAUAAACAGAGAAAUUAAAACGAGAAAUUAGAUAAUUUGAAUAAUAAAUAAAAGAGCAAGACAUAUAAACAAAACUUUGGUAAGAAAAAUUUUAUGAAUAACAAACAUAAAAUGAAGAUUUAAGAUAUAAAUAUCAAGAACUUCGAAAUCAAAUCAGUUAGUAUUUAAAUUAUAAAACAUAAAAUGAAUAUGAUUAAAAAACUAUUCAAAAUUUAGAAGCUUUGGUAGAAGAAUAAUAAAAUAUAAUGCAUACAUUGUAUUAAAAAGAAUACCAUUAUAAAGAAACGAUAAAUAAAUACGUUCAAAAAAUAGAAGAAUUAUAAUUUACAAAUAAUGAAUAAUAAGUGAAUUAGACAUAAUAGUUGUAAUUUUAAAUUGAUUAAUUGUAAAUUAAGAUGAGAGAAUAAGAGAUUUAAUUAAAUAGUAAAUCAUAAUUCCUUGAUUUAGAAACAUAGAUUGAAAUUGAAAAAUUGAAGUUUUCAGAAAGAGAAAUAUAAAUUUCAAAAUAACAAAAAUAAGAUAAAAAAAAAAUUCAAUAAUUAGAAUAACAAUUAGAAAAUUUUUAGAAAGAAUAUACUUUAUUAAAUUAGAAGAAAAAUGAAGUUGUCAAAGAAUAUAUUUAAGUUGAAAAUUAAUAGGAUAAAAAUAGAAUUUUAUAAUUAGAGCAAUCUUUGUAAAAUCUCUAGUAAGAGUAUCUCAUAGUGAAUUAAUAAUACAUUAGUCUACAACAUUAAUAUAGUACUUAAAUUAUUUAAUAUCAAUAAAACAAAGGUUUAGAAGAAGAUAGAAUAAAAAUAAAAGAGCUUGAAGAAUAAUUAAAAACGCUAACAGAUUAAUAUUCAGAUUUGAAUAAUUUGAAAUAAUAAGUUUAGAAGGAAGUGAUUAAAGAAAUUAUUGAAGUACCAUCAUCAAGUGAUUAAAUAUUAAUAAAAUAGUUGAGAUAGGAAUUAUCAUAAUUAUAAUCAGAAUAUAUGAUCUUAAAUAAUCAAAAACUAAACUAUGUUGAAGUAUAAUCAGAAGUAGAUAAAAAUAGAAUUAAAGAAUUGGAAAAAUAAUUAAUAAUUUUAAGAUAAGAUUAUGAUGAAGUUUGUAAAUAGAAAUAAGCUAUUGUAACAGAGUAUGUAGAAAUUUCUUCAAAAUAAGAUUUGUUAAGAAUUCAAUAAUUGGAGAAAAUGGUUUAACAAUUAUAAGAAGAAAAUUUUUAAUAAUAAAUUUCAUAUUAAGAAGAAAUUUCUAAAUAAAUCAUAAUCAAUAAAGAUUUAGAAUAAGAAUAAGUUUAAGAAUUAUAAUAAUAAAUAAAUAUAUUAAAAGAAGAAAAUUAAAAAUUAUAAUUCUAAUUAAUAUAAUAAAAUGAUUCUUUGAAAAAAUCAUCUAGUUCUGAUUUUUUAAAGAUUUAAUAGUUAGACUAUAAGAUUAAAAUUUUAGAAUAGACUAAUUUAGAUUUAUAAAAAUAACCACCUCAAAUUUAAAUUGUGAAAGAAACUAUUUAAGUAAGUAAAGAUGAAGAUAUAUUCAAAAUUAAAUAAUUAGAAUUAUAAUUAUAACAAAAAACAGAUGAUCUUUAAUAUUUUGAAUCAUAAUUAAAUUAAUAAAAGAAAAAUGUAGAAGAACUUCAAUCUGUAAAUGAAAAAGUAAAAUAAGAAAAUACAAAGAUGAGAUCUUAACUAUUAGAAUUAUAAUCAAUUAUUGAUAGUUUAUAAUUUAAGGUUAAAGAGAACAAUAAGUCUCAAGAAGAAAUGAAACAAUAUAAAUAAAUGAUUAAUUAAUAUGAAUAGAGAGAUAAAAUGAAAUAUGAUUCAUCAAAAAUUGUAAAUGAAUUAAAAACAAAAUUAAAUGAUUCAGAAAAUGAAAUAAAAAGAUAAUGGGGAUAAUUUGAGUUAAGUAAACAAGAUUAUGAAUUUAAGCUUAAGAGUUAAGAAACAAAAUUUACUUAAUAAAUAUAGUAAUUAUAAUAAGAAUUAUAAUUCAAAUUGAAAUCAAGUGAAUAAGAAAUAUUAAUUUGCAAAAAUAAUUCUAAAUAGUUUUAACUUUAAAAUGAAGAGAUGAAAAGAGAAAUCAAAAGAUUAUCUGAUCUAAUAAAACAAAAAAACGAUGAAAUUUUAAAACUUAAUGACUGUUUACAAACAUAAACUGCAAAAAUAGAAUAAUCUUAAUCUAAAUUUAAAGAAAACUAGACAUAAAUUUAAGAUAAUGCUGUGUUAUAAGAAAAAAUGUCUUAAUUAAUGUAACAUUGCAAUAAAUUAGAAACAGUUUUGAAAUAAUUGGAAGAAGAAAAAAAAAUUCAAAAUAAAGAGCUUCAUGAACAAUUUAAUAAAAAAAUAAUGGAAGUUUAACAAAUUAUAUAUAAAAAAGAUAACGAAAUUUAAAAGUUGUCUAAUUAUAUCGCAAAAUAUUAGGAGUAAAUGUAGAAUCAUGAAAUAAAUAAAUUAAAUUAUGCAUAAUAAAAUGAGUAUAAAUUUAUCUAAUUUAGUACUUCAUAAUUUUUGAUUGAGUUAUAAAAUCAAUUAAGUAUAGUAAAGCAAGAAUUGUUAAGGCAAACUAAUUUAAAAGAAGAAUUAUAAAAUAAAAACAAUGAACUUUAAAUUAAAGUACUUUUAUAAAUUUAUUUUGUUAGAUUACCGAAUAUGAGUAAGGAAAUAGAAUUUCAGUUAAACCUGAUUAUUAAUUAACAGAAAGAUUGUAAGGAUCAAAUAGUUCUAGAAAUCUUGUUACUGUUGACUACAAUUUAAAUGAUUCUCAAUUUUAAAAUACAAGUUAAAUGAGGAUAAGAGAUUCAACAAGUUUAUAUAAUCCUAAGCCAAACAAUUUUAAUCCUUUAAAUUCUUCUGUAAAAAUUGAAAAAUAAAGUAGAUAAUAAAAUAAAAAGUUUUUACUUAAAAAAAGAGUUAAAUAUAUUGA
Messenger RNA from Paramecium sonneborni, 4269 nucleotides. The record is from the annotation of a GenBank genome assembly. Lineage: Eukaryota; Ciliophora; Oligohymenophorea; Peniculida; Parameciidae.